CCACUCGUAGACCGUAUGGUGCCCCAAUAUAAAAUAAUGAAGACUGCUUAUUUCCUGGUGGUUCUGUUGGCCUUGACCUUCGUCCCCGAACACGUGGAUGGCUGGUUUUUCCGGUCUGUACGCAGAAUUCGCUUCAGUCCGUACCACACGCUGGGUUGUAUGGCGGCCUGCAAGUGGGCCAGGAGCUGGGCGUGUAAGGCCUGCAAGAGGAAGAGGGGACUCGACGUGCCGGAUGCAGAUGAGGAUGAUGUCGCCAAGGUUAUGCAUGAUCUGGAUUUGAACGGAGAUGGUUUUAUUGAACUCGUCGAGAUCGCUCACGUGACCGGCCUGAAAAUGUCAAACCCAAUUCUACUGGGUAAAUUCCACACAGCGGAUACCAACGGUGAUGGCGAACUGGACCUUGCUGAAUUGGCAGCUUUCCACUUCGAUAAUAAAAAGGAAUUUCUGGAGGCCAUUGCCGAGCACGGACAUUAGGCUGAGAAGCGGCAUCCAUCCGGACGUCAUUAUGGCAUGUCAUGUACGCGGGUGAAGGGUUUCAAUAAAAUAUGAAAAUAA
Molecule: messenger RNA, 555 nt
Organism: Gigantopelta aegis
Lineage: Eukaryota; Metazoa; Mollusca; Gastropoda; Neomphalida; Peltospiridae
Exons: 5
Coding region: 16-474 (152 amino acids)
Molecular function (GO): calcium ion binding
Source: RefSeq, a predicted model, not a curated record